Molecule: messenger RNA, 2736 nt
Organism: Neoarius graeffei (lesser salmon catfish)
Lineage: Eukaryota; Metazoa; Chordata; Actinopteri; Siluriformes; Ariidae
Product: histone-lysine N-methyltransferase PRDM9-like
Exons: 7
Coding region: 164-2047 (627 amino acids)
Biological process (GO): regulation of transcription by RNA polymerase II
Cellular component (GO): nucleus
Molecular function (GO): protein binding; DNA-binding transcription factor activity, RNA polymerase II-specific; RNA polymerase II cis-regulatory region sequence-specific DNA binding
Source: RefSeq, a predicted model, not a curated record
GCAUGUUUAUCCUCGACAUGAUAACAGUACCAAUCAUCAUUACAUUAAAAUAUUUUAAUAUAAUUUAUAGUUGAGGUUAUAUCUGAUACAGUUAAAAAUCGAAGUUCAUUAUUUUGUCUGCGUUUGAAGAUUCGUUGUACUUUAAACCCUGAGAGAUGUUAUAAUGAGUUCAGCAGGAGACAGACAGCACUCCUCCAGGACGUCUCAGACUCCUGAUCCCUCACAGCUGUAUGAAGACAUGAAAACAGAGAUUUCAGAUGGAGGGAUAUCCGAAGUGUCAGGAGUCUGUGUGAAGAAAGAGGAGACACUGGAGCUGAACAUCUGCAACUAUGGAGACGACCUUGAGAACCCACCUGAAGAGCUCUCCAUUAAAGAGGAAGAUCCUGACAAUAAAGACUACCUUUAUUGUGAAGUUUGCAAAUCCUUCUUCUUUAACAAGUGUGAGUUUCACGGACCACCCCUCUUCAUUCCUGAUACUCCUGUUCCCAUGGGAGUUCCUGACCGAGCCAGACAAACUCUUCCUCCUGGACUAAAGAUUUGGAAGUCUGGUAUUCCUGAUGUAGGCCUGGGAGUGUUUAAUACGGGGGAGACUGUUCCAGUAGGUGCACACUUUGGACCCUACCAGGGAGAGCUGGUGGACAUGGAGAAAGCCAUGAACAGCAGAUACUCCUGGGUGAUAUGCAGGAGCAGGCAGUGUGAAGAAUACAUAGAUGCCACAAGAGAAAUGCAUGCAAAUUGGAUGAGGUAUGUGAAUUGUGCUCGUAAUGAUGAAGAACAGAAUCUUGUGGCAUUUCAGUAUCAAGGGGGAAUUGUGUAUCGUUGCUGUCGACCCAUUAAUCCAGAACAGGAGCUCUUGGUUUGGUAUGAAGAGGAGUAUGCCAAAGAACUCAAUCCUGUGUUUCAUGACCUCUGGAACAAAAAGUGUUGUAUGAAUGACAAACACAUCCAGGGAUGCUACAAUGAAGAAUAUUUGAAACCAUGUAAAUCGGGAGAGAUUAAACAUGAUCUUGAGAUCCCCUCCAAAGGCUCCAGUAGUCAGCCAACAUCAUCUGAUACUCUCAGUUCUGACACUUCUUCUAACAAUGAUGACCAAAAGGAAAUUCCCCACUGUUCAGAACAUGAAAAGAGUUUUGGACAUCAGAGUGCUCUCCAGCAACACCAGCGCAUUCAAACAGGAGAGAAGCCGCAUCACUGCUCACAGUGUGGAAAGAGCUUUAAUCGACACAGUCAUCUCCAACAACACCACCGCAUCCACACAGGAGAGAAGCCAUAUCACUGCUCACAGUGUGGAAAGAGUUUCAUUCAUCAAAGUCAUCUCCAAACACACCAGCGCAUUCACACAGGAGAGAAACCAUACCACUGCUCCCAGUGUGGAAAGAGCUUUACUCAGCCGAUUGACCUUCAACGACACCGUCGCAUUCAUACAGGAGAGAAGCCAUUUUACUGCUCACAGUGUGGAAAGAGUUUUACUCAAAAGAGUCAUCUCCAACGACACCAGCGCUUUCAUACAGCAAAGAAGCCGCAUCACCGCUCACAAUGUGGAAAGGGUUUCAUUCAGCAAAGUAAUCUUCAAGAACACCAGCACAUUCAAACAGGAGAGAAGCCCUAUCUCUGCUCACAGUGUGGAAAGAGUUUUACUCAACAGAUUGAUCUUCAACGACACCAGCGCAUUCACACAGGAGAGAAGCCGUAUCACUGCUCACAGUGUGGAAAGAGUUUUAAUCAAAAGAGUCAUCUCCAACGACACCAACGCAUUCACACAGGAGAGAAGCCAUAUUACUGCUCACAGUGUGGAAAGAGUUGUCGUCAACAGAUUGAUCUUCAACGACACCAGCGCAUUCACACAGUAAAGGAGCCACAUCACUGCUCACAGUGUGGAAAGAGUUUUACUCGUCUGAGUGCUUUCCAAAAGCACCAUCACAUUCAUGCAGGAGAGAAGCUGUAUCAGUGCUCACAGUGUGGAAAGGCGUUUACUUAUUCAGUUACAUUUAAGACCCACAAGUGCGUGAACUCAGAGCCAUUGCAUGAUUUAACAUUGUCAAAUUAAAUGUUUAUUGUGACCUUUGGCUGGAAUUGAUCUGUGUUUUGAAAUUUAAUUUAUCUUAAUUUCUGGAGAAGGCAAAAUAUGUAAUCUUGUAUUGUUUGGAAUAAGACUGUUAAUGUUUUUGACCUGAAGAGGUCAUGGCAUAAAUUAACUCCACACAAGGCAUGCAUUAACUGCAACGCUAUUUUCAGUAUAAUAUGGCAACAUUACACUAAAACGGAACCACUGAGGUACCGGAAAAUUUAAUCGUCAAUACACUGAUGUGAAUAGUGCGGUAAAAUACCAAAUUUUUAGUUCAUCCUCUGUCUUUUUGCCCAUGGUCUAUCGAUAUAUUAUUUUCUGUUGUAUUUUUCCAUGGUUAUAAUACAUGAUUUAAUCAUGAACAUCAAAUCAGUUGACUGUGAUUUCAGUAAGGGACUUUGUUCACUCAUAAUGCAUAAGUGUCUAUACUUUGCUAACUCAAAAUGUACACGUAUCUGUUCCUUAGGUCGUGAUGAUUUUGUCCAUGCUCCUGUUUUACUUUAUCUAAGCCUUGGGUAAUAUCAAACUGGUCUGGAGUCUGCCCUUUGCAUGUACACAUCAGCAUAAGAUCAGUACAUAAACUGGCUGUGUCCAACUUUUGUUUACCCUAAGACUGAGUGCUGCCUCAGUUGUCUUUGUGUGCACAAUAAACCUUCUCUUAUUAUACCCUG